Messenger RNA from Leptopilina heterotoma, 3964 nucleotides. RefSeq names its product endoplasmic reticulum chaperone BiP (gene Hsc70-3). The coding region runs from base 68 to 2953 and encodes 961 amino acids. Gene Ontology annotation, biological process: cellular response to unfolded protein; endoplasmic reticulum unfolded protein response; protein refolding. Gene Ontology annotation, molecular function: ATP-dependent protein folding chaperone; ATP binding; ATP hydrolysis activity. Gene Ontology annotation, cellular component: nucleus; cytosol; endoplasmic reticulum lumen. The record is from RefSeq and is a predicted model, not a curated record. The transcript has 10 exons. NCBI's taxonomy places the organism in Eukaryota, Metazoa, Arthropoda, Insecta, Hymenoptera, Figitidae.
UUUGAUGACAAGUUGAUUGAUAAUAUUUUUUAAAAAGUGACAAAAUUUUUAAAUAAUUAAAAAAAAUAUGCACAAAAUGAAAGAGAAACACAUUCUUCACAGUGGUUAUUCUCAUUCUCUAUUACGAAGUUGGCAAUCACCGAAUACAGAAAUAACGGUGGAUAAUUUAAUGUAUCCUAUUUUUCUCCUAGACGAUCCUGAUGCUAAGGACUCAGUUAAUAGUAUGCCCGGUGUUUAUCGUUAUGGUAUCAAUCACUUGAAAUCGACAUUACAACCCUUAGUGUCAAAGGGUUUACGAUCAAUUUUAUUGUUUGGCGUAUCGAACAAAUUAACAAAGGACGAGAAGGGUGGAAAUGCGGACAGCGAUCAAAAUCCAGUGAUGCAAGCAUUGCCAUUAUUGAGAAAAUGGUUUCCCGAAUUAAUAAUUGCUUGUGAUGUUUGUUUAUGCCCCUACACAACACACGGACAUUGUGGUAUUCUAAAUGAAAACGGUGUCAUAAAUAAUGACGCAAGUAUCCAAAGAAUUGCCGAGAUUGCACUGUCCUACGCAAAAUCUGGUGCUCACAUUGUCGCUCCCUCGGAUAUGAUGGACGGAAGAAUAGGAGCAAUUAAAAGAAAUCUAAUAGCUGCGAAUUUAUCCAAUAAAGUCUCAGUUCUUUCCUAUGCAGUCAAGUUCUCCUCUGGUUUUUAUGGUCCAUUCAGAGACGCUGCGAAUUCCGCUCCUCAAUUUGGCGAUCGAAAAUGUUAUCAAUUACCAUCGGGAAGUAGGGGUUUGGCUUCAAGAGCUGCUGCCAGGGAUGUCGAGGAGGGCGCAGACUUCCUUAUGGUGAAACCUGGUUUGGCAUAUUUGGAUAUUGUGAAACAGGUGAAGGACAAUCAUCCGGAAUAUCCAUUGUUUAUUUAUCAAGUUUCUGGAGAAUACGCAAUGUUAUUGCAUGGGGCAAAUAAUGGAGCGAUAAAUUUGGAAUCUGUACUCUUAGAAAUAUUACUCUCAAUGAGAAGAGCUGGAGCUGAUUGUAUUAUCACAGCAGCAUCCAAAGAGGAGAAAAAAGAAAAGGAAGACAUUGGAACCGUUAUUGGAAUUGACUUGGGAACAACUUAUUCUUGUGUUGGUGUUUACAAAAAUGGACGAGUUGAAAUUAUCGCGAACGAUCAGGGAAAUCGAAUUACACCAUCGUACGUGGCAUUCACGACAGACGGCGAACGUCUCAUUGGCGAUGCUGCGAAAAAUCAAUUGACGACAAAUCCGGAGAACACCGUCUUCGAUGCCAAACGACUCAUUGGUCGUGAAUGGUCGGACCAGACUGUUGUUCAAGACAUGAAAUUAUUCCCCUUCAAGGUCGUCAAUAAGAACAACAAACCUCACAUUCAAGUCGCCACGCAACAAGGCGACAAAGUCUUUGCUCCGGAGGAAAUUUCCGCCAUGGUUCUUGGUAAAAUGAAGGAAACCGCCGAGGCCUAUUUGGGCAAGAAAGUCACCCACGCUGUCGUUACUGUUCCCGCUUACUUCAAUGAUGCACAAAGACAGGCGACGAAAGACGCUGGAACUAUUUCGGGCUUGAAUGUGAUGAGAAUUAUUAACGAACCAACUGCCGCUGCAAUUGCCUAUGGAUUAGACAAGAAGGACGGUGAGAAAAAUGUUUUGGUCUUCGAUUUGGGCGGCGGUACUUUCGACGUGAGUCUCUUGACGAUUGACAACGGAGUCUUUGAGGUCGUCGCCACCAAUGGUGACACUCACUUGGGAGGCGAAGAUUUCGAUCAAAGAGUCAUGGACCACUUUAUCAAGUUGUACAAAAAGAAGAAGGGCAAGGACAUCCGUAAGGACGUUCGUGCUGUGCAGAAAUUGCGUCGUGAAGUCGAAAAAGCGAAGAGAGCACUCAGCGCCAGUCAUCAGGUGAGGAUCGAAAUUGAAUCCUUCUUCGAGGGCGAAGACUUCUCAGAGACAUUGACCAGAGCGAAAUUCGAGGAAUUGAAUAUGGAUUUGUUCAGAAGUACAAUGAAGCCAGUGCAAAAAGUUUUGGAAGACGCCGAUAUGAGUAAGAAGGACGUUCAUGAAAUUGUCCUCGUCGGUGGAUCGACUCGAAUUCCAAAGGUUCAACAACUCGUCAAAGAAUUCUUCGGCGGAAAAGAACCAUCCCGAGGUAUCAAUCCCGAUGAAGCCGUUGCCUAUGGAGCCGCCGUUCAAGCUGGUGUUCUCUCCGGUGAACAAGACACGGACGCCAUUGUUCUCCUCGACGUCAAUCCUCUCACCAUGGGUAUCGAAACUGUAGGCGGAGUCAUGACCAAACUCAUCCCCAGAAACACCGUGAUUCCAACCAAGAAAUCGCAGAUCUUCUCAACAGCCUCCGACAAUCAACACACAGUAACAAUUCAAGUCUACGAAGGCGAGCGACCAAUGACCAAGGACAAUCAUCUCCUCGGAAAAUUCGAUCUCACCGGCAUUCCACCAGCACAACGUGGAAUUCCCCAAAUUGAAGUGACAUUCGAAAUUGACGCCAAUGGUAUUCUCCAAGUAUCGGCCGAGGACAAGGGUACUGGAAAUCGUGAGAAAAUUGUCAUCACCAACGAUCAGAAUCGUUUGACACCCGACGAUAUCGAGAGAAUGAUUAAGGAGGCAGUGAAAUUCUCCGAGGAGGACAAAAAAUUAAAGGAACGCGUCGAGGCACGUAACGAUCUCGAAUCAUAUGCGUACUCAUUGAAAAAUCAAAUUGCCGACAAGGAGAAACUCGGUUCGAAAAUAAGUGACACUGACAAGACAAAAUUAGAGGAAAUAAUUGACGAGAAAAUAAAAUGGCUCGAGGAAAAUCAAGACACAGAUCCAGAAGAAUAUAAACAACAAAAGAAGGAGCUCACCGAUGUUGCACAGCCAAUUAUUGCAAAAUUAUAUCAAGGAGCAGGCGGUGCACCACCACCAACCGGUGGCGAGGAAGACGAUCUCAAGGAUGAAUUAUAAUCACACGCAUAUAACGAAUUUUGAUUCGUGCGCACGUCUAGACUGAAAUCCCACUUCCCUUUAUAGGCAAAUGCUCUAGAGACUAAUACCCUUUUUUUUUAAUUUCCUUCGCGCUCAAUUUAAUAUUUACUACGGCCAGAAUGCCAAUUUUUUUCAAAACCUUGGAAUGAGCGACCAAACUCGAUAAAAAGAUCCGUUACUUAUACGGCUGUGAUGAUCUCUAUCGAGUGUAUUACUCUGUAUUGUAUUUGCUACAAAGGAAAUGUUUAAAGAAAUCACUGCUCGUAAAAUAUAAGAAAAAAGUCCAGAGCCUCGAUUUUUUAAUUAUUGUCUUCGGAACGUGCGACGUCACCGAGAAAAACUCCUUUUCAAAUAAGACUCCACCAAUAUCGUUAAUUUAUUUUUUUUGUUUACGAGUAAUUCAAUAUUAAGCAGUUUUUUUUUGUAUAAAUGCGAGAGAUGUGUGCUGUCCUGUGUGUAUGUGAAUUGUGAUGAGAAGCGGAUAUUUUUUCAAUUUUUUGAAAAAGAAAACCGCUUUUUUUAAUAAUUGAAUUUUUUCGUACUAUGUAUAAAUGAAUGAAUGAGUUAUGUAUCAGUAUCAUGGAGAAUAAACAAAUUUUUUCAUUAGAUCGAAUGUUUAUUCCUUUUUUUUGCAAAUUUAAAAACGAUUUAUAAACGCACAAGAAUAAUAUCCAAAAAAAAAAACAGGUGCAAAAUAAACGAAAGCAAGAAAUUAUAUGAGAUUAAAGCUAUUUCGAUGGAGAAAAUAUUUACUUUUACUCGAGGCUUAAAAAAUAUAUAUAUUUAUAAAUUGUAUUUACCGUAUUUACAUUUUACCAUCUAUGAAAACAUAAUUUUGAAUAGCUUUUCAAUGUCCAGAUAUUGCUUUCGAUUUCAAUUUCUUCCUAUUAGCAGGAAUUUAAGUAGUGAUUUAAGGCCGCGUGUACAUAAUUGUCAUAGGAGUUUGUAACUUCUUUAAAGAAAAGAAAAAAUAAAUGACUAAAAAAUUUC